Molecule: messenger RNA, 1817 nt
Organism: Apis cerana (Asiatic honeybee)
Lineage: Eukaryota; Metazoa; Arthropoda; Insecta; Hymenoptera; Apidae
Gene: Nup58
Product: nuclear pore complex protein Nup58
Biological process (GO): nucleocytoplasmic transport
Cellular component (GO): nuclear pore
Molecular function (GO): structural constituent of nuclear pore
Source: RefSeq, a predicted model, not a curated record
AUAGAUGGCGCUCUUCAAGUAACUAUUUUCGUACAAAUGAGAACAAUUUAACCUGUAAAAAAAGUUAAUAUUUUAAAUAUAAUACUGUGUCGUUUGAUGACGUUUACUUAUAUUAUUAUUUAUUACAUAUUAAAAUUAUGUCAACAUUUACAUUUGGAACGCCUGCAACUUCAAGCAACACAAAUUUUGGAUUUGGACAAAAACCUACAACAGGCUUUAAUUUAACUAGUACACCUUUUGGUUCAAGUACUUCAGCACCAACAUUAACUUUUGGAACUUCUUCUACACCAACAACAACUACUGGUCUUAGUUUUGGAUUUAAUACUGCACCUGCAACUUCUGCACAAACACAAUCAAGUGGUUUACUUUUAGGAUCAAAUGUAACUACUACAACAACUACAGCUGGUUUAUUUCCAGUUCCAACUACAUCUGCACCAUUAUUUGGUAGUCUUACUUUUGGUACACCAGCAGCAAGUACUACUUUAACAUUUGGUGCUCCAUCUGCAACAUCUACAACUGGAAAUGUUACCUUUGGUAUACCUAGUAUUACAACAUCAUUAUUUGGUAAUAGCAGUUUAUUGGGAUCAAAACUAGCUACUGGUACUAUAACUACCACAAGUAUUAUAAAUAAAGGAUUAGGUGGAAUAGAUAUAUCCCUGAGUAAUAAGGGACUUUCACAAGAAAAUACUAAUCAAACUGUUAAAGAAAAUAUUUGGCCACCAGAAUUAUUACAGACAAUAGAAAAGUUCAAAGAAUUUGUAAAAGAGCAGAAAGUACUAUCUUCAGAUAUAGCAAGAGGUUCUGCAAGACCAUUGAAUCGAUGUGCAGAAGAUACAGCAUCAUUGAUGGAACUUCUAACAACAUUAGCUGGAUCUGUUCAACGAGAUCGUUCUGUUGCUGAUAAAUUAAAACAAGAUACUGCAAAAGCAUUACAAAAUGCUGAAAUAGCUCAAAGAACACAUGAUACUCCAUCAGGAUUACAAUAUGAAAAUAAUGCACCAUUAUUAUUUUUUAUGGAAUUAGCUGAUAGUUUUGAACACGAUUUAAUGUUAUUUAGAUCUCAAAUUGAAACAACAGAAAAACAUAUACAAACAAUGAUGACUCCAAAAACUUUAACACCACAAGAAUUGACAAUGGCAAUGAGUAAACUUCAUGAGUCUCUUGUAGCUGUUGCUGGUAAAUUACAAGGUGUACAUUCAAAAGUACAGCAACAAAAAGAACAAUAUUUAAACUUUAGAAAAUAUGUUUUAAAAGAUAAUACCAAUGUUUUUGAAGAUAUUAAAAUAGAUGGAAAAACAUCACGAAAUAGUAUUGGAAAAAUACCAGGUCCUACUCCAUUUGGUCCGGGAAAUAAAAAUUUUCUUUCAUCAACAGCAUUAAAUUCUAAUAGACCAGGAAGUUAUGAAACACGAAAUCCAUUAGUUUGGGGAAAUACAAUAUCAACAUCAUGUGCUACUAACAUUACUCUAAGUUCAUCAUUGAAACCACCAACAACAAGUUUGACCUUUAAUACUCCAUCAAAUUUUACUACACCUUUACCAACGAGUGAAUCUAAUUCAAAUUUUCAACUUCAGAAACCUCCUAUUGGUAAUAAAAGAGGAAAACAUUAAAUCAGAUUUAUGUUUAUAGUUAUUUAUUGUAUUAAGUAUAUUUAAUAUAUGAUUAUAAAUAUUUUGUUUUAGUUUUUAUUAUGAAAUAAUAUUAAAAUUCUGUUUAUUUUAAUAUCAUUUUUUUUAAUAAUAUUAUAUUUAUUGUAUUAAAUAUGCUUAACAUAUUACAUUUUUUUGUAAUGAUAUAAACUUGAUCAAAACUUCCAA